Molecule: messenger RNA, 525 nt
Organism: Neurospora tetraspora
Lineage: Eukaryota; Fungi; Ascomycota; Sordariomycetes; Sordariales; Sordariaceae
Product: glucose-repressible protein grg-1
Exons: 3
Coding region: 88-303 (71 amino acids)
Source: RefSeq, a predicted model, not a curated record
UCAGCCAACAAAGCAAUCACUUCUUCACUCAAUCAAACAAUCAACACAACACUCAAACCACUUUCACAACCCCCCCAAUCAACCAAAAUGGAUACCAUCAAGAACGCUGCCAACUACGUCGGUGACAAGGUUCAGGGCGCUACCGCCACUGCUUCCAAGGAGGCCAACAAGGACGUUGCCAAGGACUCCAACCAGGGCGUCGGCACUCGUCUCAACGCUGCCGGUGAUGCCAUCUCCGACAAGGUCUCCGAGAACAAGCACGACGCUAAGGCCGAGGCCCACAAGCAGGGUGCUACCCACUAAGCGACUUCACCAACAGUCGUCUUCCAUUUCCUUUUCCUCGAUCAUGACUUGAUGAUAAUGGCCGGUUAAGGAGUUUGCCAAGGGUUUCUUUACGACACUUGGCUUGGAAUUUCGAAGGGCAGCUUUAGCAUUACACCAGAACCGAUACCCCUGUUACAUAGGCAUGGACACUGGUCCGUUCUAGCUAGGAAUUGACCCGGCUCUCUGCCGAUUAAUGCCUUA